This is a messenger RNA of Puccinia triticina, 1149 nucleotides long. RefSeq lists its product as uncharacterized. Gene Ontology annotation, biological process: DNA repair; DNA-templated DNA replication. Bases 1 to 1149 code for a protein of 382 amino acids. NCBI's taxonomy places the organism in Eukaryota, Fungi, Basidiomycota, Pucciniomycetes, Pucciniales, Pucciniaceae. Gene Ontology annotation, cellular component: DNA replication factor C complex; nucleus. Gene Ontology annotation, molecular function: ATP hydrolysis activity; DNA clamp loader activity; DNA binding. The record is from RefSeq and is a predicted model, not a curated record. The transcript is spliced from 6 exons.
AUGAACGCCUUCGAUUUUAUGCGUGCCGGUGCCGCCGCUAAAAAGAACGCACCGACAGCCGAUCCGAGCUCGAAUCAGCCACCAGUCGCGUUGCCUUGGAUUGAGAAAUACAGACCCAAGUCGAUCGAGAGCGUUCAGGGUCAAGAAGGCACCACGAAAAUUCUUUCCAAAGCUCUCAAUCGGGCAGAUUUACCUCAUAUGCUGUUUUAUGGUCCACCUGGAACCGGAAAAACUUCUACAAUCCUUGCUUUGGCUAGAGAUCUAUUCGGACCAGAGCUCAUGAAGUCGCGCGUCUUGGAAUUGAAUGCAUCCGACGAACGUGGAAUCUCAGUCGUGAGAGAGAAAAUCAAGAACUUUGCCAAAGUUUCAAUCAGUCCAGCUACAUCUGGCUAUCCUUGUCCGGCCUAUAAAAUUAUCAUCUUGGAUGAAGCUGAUUCGAUGACUCAAGAUGCUCAAUCCGCCUUGCGAAGAAUUAUGGAGAACUAUUCAAAGAUCACUCGAUUCUGUUUGAUUUGCAACUACGUUACCCGAAUUAUAGAACCCAUCGUAUCACGCUGUAGCAAAUUCCGAUUCAAACCGCUAUCAGUUUCCGGAACUCGAUCCAAAUUAACAGAAAUAUCGACGCUAGAGUCGAUCAGGAUUUCGGACAAAGUACUUGAUUCAUUAAUUUCAAUCUCGGCUGGCGAUCUACGGCGCUCGAUUACCUUUUUGCAAUCUGCCUCAAAGUUGGCAACUUCGGAAGAAAUCAUAGAAGAGGAUAUCGAAGAGAUCGGAGGAAUCGUGCCUCAAAAACUGAUGGGACGACUGCUUGAAUGUGUUGGGAUUGAAGUUCGAGGACAGCCAGGUGAUGGUGGUGAUGGGGAUGUUGAGAUGUCAGAAGUCGAGCAGAGAAAAGGUCGCCAGAAAACACCAUUUGAGAAAAUUCAGCAUGUCGUCGAGAGCGUCCUACGAGAAGGUUACAGUGCUGUUCAAAUCAUUAAUCAGCUGCAUGAUUUGAUCCUUCUCGAUACGCUGAUUCCCUCGAAACCAAAAGCGCUGAUCUCGGUUGCUUUGGGUGAAGCUGAUAAAUACUUAAACGAUGGAGCAGAUGAAGGCCUGCAGAUCUUGGCGGUUUGCUUAAAGAUAUCCAAGGCGAUUCAUCAGGCUUAA